This is a messenger RNA of Suillus paluster, 1987 nucleotides long. RefSeq names its product ammonium transporter. Gene Ontology annotation, biological process: ammonium transmembrane transport. The record is from RefSeq and is a predicted model, not a curated record. Gene Ontology annotation, cellular component: plasma membrane. The coding region runs from base 126 to 1631 and encodes 501 amino acids. Lineage: Eukaryota; Fungi; Basidiomycota; Agaricomycetes; Boletales; Suillaceae. The transcript is spliced from 7 exons. Gene Ontology annotation, molecular function: ammonium channel activity.
UUCCAAGGCUAUGCAAUUGUAAGGUUCUAACACGCCGCAACCUGGGUUGUUGAGCCCCAGUCGGAUAUACGACUGUCUGAAUAGCCAACACCGAAGCGUAUCCUGUUACCAGUUCACUCGACGUGAUGGUUCUCAGUGAGAGCAGCGUCUUGGAAGUGCUGAAUACUAAUUUGAAGAAGAGAGCCACUCAGUUCGACCGUGGAGAUCUCUCUUUUAUUAUAGUGGCAGGUGCCAUGGUAUCUUUCAUGAUACCGGGUCUUGCCUUUCUAUAUUCUGGAUUGGGAAGGAGAAAGUCCGCUUUAUCGCUUAUCUGGGCAGUCACUGCCAGCAAUGCAGUCUGCAUUUUUCAGUGGUACUUCUGGGGUUACUCCUUGGCGUUUUCGCCAACUGCUACCAAUGGAUUCAUCGGAAACCUUGCCCACUUUGGCCUGAUGAACGUCCUUGACGACCCUUCACCAGGUUCCCCGCUAAUUCCUGACCUGUUGUACGCAUUUUACCAGAUGGAAUUCGCAUGCGUCACAGCAGGAAUCCUGAUGGGCGGGAUUGCCGAACGAGGUCGGGUUCUCCCAGCUGCAAUCUUCACAUUUGUGUGGUUGACCUUGGUUUAUUGCCCCCUCGCUUGCUGGCCGUGGAAUAUAAAUGGAUGGGGUUUUAAGUAUGGCGUUCUUGAUUAUGCAGGUGGAGGCCCUGUGGAGAUCGGAAGCGGGGUAGGAGGACUUGCCUAUGCCUGGGUGCUUGGUCGUAGGCAGGAGAAGGAGCUCCUGAACUUCCGACCACACAAUGUUUCCAUGGUUAACUUGGGCACAUUCAUACUCUGGUUUGGAUGGCUAGGUUUCAAUGGUGGUAGCGCUUUCGGUGCCAACUUACGCGCUGUCAUGGCGGUGUGGAACUCCAUGCUUGCUGCUGCGUUUGGCGGUAUCGUUUGGUGUCUCCUCGACUACCGUCUGGAGCGCAAGUAUACUAUGGUCGGGUUCUGUUCCGGAACCAUUGCUGGUCUCGUGGCAGCCACACCUGCUUCAGGAUACAUACAUCCAUGGGCAGCGGUCAUCUUGGGCACGAUCACAGGCGCCGUAUGUAAUUACGCAACGAAAGUUAAAUUCCUUCUUCAUGUGGAUGACGCACUCGACCUGUUUGCUGAGCACGCUGUCGGUGGGAUGGUGGGUCUCUUAGCGAACGCAUUUUUUGCUUCCCGUUCUGUUGUCGCUCUAGACGGCGUCAACACAAACAUUCCUGGCGGCUGGGUCGAUCGCCAUUGGAAGCAGCUUUACAUUCAAGUCGCCUAUAUUUGCGCGACUUGCUCGUAUACCUUCGUUGUUACGGCUCUCAUCGCCAAGUGCAUCAACAUAAUCCCUGGCCUCCACUUACGCACUACGGCUGAGGGUGAGAAACUCGGUCUUGACGAAGUCGAGAUUGGUGAAUUCGCGAACGACUAUAUCGAAGUACGGCGUGAUUAUAUGGACUGGACGGCAUCUGGCGACCCCAUGAGUGCACACGGACUCGUUGCUGCUGGUGACAGACACGGUCAGCCAGACCUUACGCAACCGGAUCAUGUGUGCAUUGAAGUACCGAAGCCCGAUAGAAAUGAUGAGAAGUCCAUUGAAGUUCCUCAGGCCGACGCAGCCUCUCCUUAAUUGCAUGGUUCCUCGGUUUUGCACUCUGUAAACAUAUCUACCCGUCUAUCACUUCACUUGUAUCUCCAUGCACUAGUCUUCGCUCUCUUUUCUAUUCCUGUCUUCAGCAUAAUUAUUGGGAGGCAAAUUGCUAACAUUCCGUACUUCACUUCCAUCCCAAGAAGAGGGCGUAUCGGUUGCAUAGUAAUACAUAGUUACCUGCGCUGCAAAGGUUCAUCAUAAUAUCACUACCUUGGGUAGCCAAAAAAAUUCUAGUCUGAGGUUCGGGUCAACCCUCGUCUGAACAACCUGGAUAUCAAUCGCGCCAGCUCGUGGCGACAAUUUAGCCAAAUUCAACAAUUAUUGUGUUCACAACU